AUGCCCGUCGACGACGCAGACGCCGGCGCGAGACGCUCGAGCGGCGAUCAGAGCGCUCGCACACCCCAGCCAAGCGAAUCGAUUAACCGCUUCGCGUUCGAUUCCUUCGGCGAGGGCGACAUCGAGCGCGAGCAAGUGGAAAGAGUGACACCAGGGAUCGAGCUCGAGCGCCAGGCGGAACGUACGCGGUCGACGCACGAGCGAGAGGAGGUGCUUCCGAGGCUGUUGGACUGCAGCGGCGUUCUGCAGGAUGCGUGCGCGGCAAUCGUCGACGAUAGCUUCAAUCGAUGCUUUCAGGAGGCGGUGGAGGAGCCUUGGAACUUCAAUUUUUAUCUGUUUCCACUGUGGUGGCUCGGAUGGUUGAUUCGGCACGGGAUUUUGUUUCCGUUGCGGUUGGCGUUCAUUCUGAGCGCGAGCGCGGCUUUUACAGUGUCGUUCUUCUUUUCGCAUUACGUUACGCCGAGAGAGUGGGGUUGGGAGCGAAAGUGCGUGGAGUUGUACGCUGCCGCGUUCGUGGUCUCGUGGACCGGGGUGAUCAGGUAUCACGGACCGAAGCCGUCUAGGGGUGGGCAGAGGGGCGGGGUGGUGUACGUGAGCAAUCACACGUCGAUGAUCGACUACCUUGUUCUCACGCAGGUGUCGCCAUUCGCGGUGAUCCAACAGAAGCACAGGGGUUGGGUCGGCUUGUUGCAGCGCACGGCGAUGAAUGCGAUCGAUUGCAUAGAGUUCAAUCGCACGGACAUCCAAGACCGUCACAAGGUAACGGAGAGACUGAAGCAGCACGUGGCAGAUAAGUCGAGGUUGCCGUUGUUGAUUUUCCCUGAAGGGACUUGCGUGAACAACAAGUACUGCGUUAUGUUUAAGCGAGGUGCGUUUGAUCUCGGCGUGGACGUUGUUCCGGUGGCGAUUAAAUACAACAGCCUGUUUGUCGACGCUUUCUGGAACUCGAGACGCCAGAGCUUCUCCAGGCACUUGUGCAAGCUCAUGAGUUCUUGGGCCGUCGUCGCAGACGUUUGGUACAUGGAACCUCAGCGACAGCGAGAAGAUGAAACGAGCAUCGAGUUCGCUGAGAGAGUGAGAACGAUGAUUUGCAAACGCGCCGGGCUUAAAGCCGUGCCGUGGGACGGGAUGUUGAAGUAUUACCGGCCGUCGCCGCGAGAAUGCGAGAGUCGGCGCAAGGCCUUCGCCUCGACUCUCAUGAACGGACUCAAGUAA
Molecule: messenger RNA, 1215 nt
Organism: Ostreococcus tauri
Lineage: Eukaryota; Viridiplantae; Chlorophyta; Mamiellophyceae; Mamiellales; Bathycoccaceae
Product: Phospholipid/glycerol acyltransferase
Exons: 1
Coding region: 1-1215 (404 amino acids)
Biological process (GO): triglyceride biosynthetic process
Cellular component (GO): endoplasmic reticulum
Molecular function (GO): glycerol-3-phosphate O-acyltransferase activity
Source: RefSeq, a predicted model, not a curated record